AUGGCUGCAUCAGCGUUGGCUCUACCGUUCCAGCCUCUCGUGGUAUCAGCUGUUCACACUGGAAUGAUGGAGGUAGCAUUUGCGAAACGAGCCUUAGAGGAUCCAGAUUUGAAAAUGGCUCAUGAUGUACACAAGAUGUCUUCGUUAUUGGGCGGAGCAUUGUUCAUAGCUGAUGAUAUUUUCCCUGAAACACCAUUCAUUCACGCCGGUUGGCAUCUCGCCGCAGCCAUUGGCGUUGGAACUUGCAAUAAGCUUCUUCAGUAAUCCACAUUACCAAAUAUAUUGAGUGAUUGUGGAACUGCCACAUUCUUGGUUUAGUGAGACCACUAGUACGUGUGGUUUCACUAAGCUCAUAAAUCAGCCGACAUAACUAGUAGUAGUCAUCUCUAUCUUUAAUCAGUGUAAGGAACCGAAACAAGUCACACCUAUUGUAAUAUUAGGACAAAAAACUAUUGUUUUCCCUCUGUC
Arabidopsis lyrata subsp. lyrata is the source of this 468-nucleotide messenger RNA. RefSeq lists its product as uncharacterized. The transcript has 2 exons. The coding region runs from base 1 to 264 and encodes 87 amino acids. The record is from RefSeq and is a predicted model, not a curated record. Lineage: Eukaryota; Viridiplantae; Streptophyta; Magnoliopsida; Brassicales; Brassicaceae.